AUGGGGCACCUUAUCCCCAUGCUCCAGUUAGCCCACCUCUUCUCCACCCGCCGCGGCGUCCGAGCCACUGUCGUUGCCCCUGCCGCCGCCAUCCCUCUCAUCCAACCCACCCUCCGCCACCACCCUAUUCAACUGCUUCCGCUCGGGGACUCCGACGCUGACGCACUUCCUUUGGUCACCCACCCUCAGAACAAUAAGUUCACGCCUGAAAUGGUCGCAGCGAUUCUCCGCCUCGAGGCUCCCUUCGUGCAGCUCCUACGCGAUCACUGUCCAGACUGCAUCGUUGCCGAUCUACACUACUCGUGGGCUUCUUCCGUAGCGGAAGAGCAGGGCAUCCCGAGGCUCCAAUUCACCGGCGCCGGCUGUUUCGCCACUGUCCUGUUGGCGACGAUCGGCUUGCAAUCUAAAUUGAUCCUUCCCGAUCACGACGACCGACGGCCCUUCCUGAUCCCCGGGCUCCCGAAGGAGAUCCACCUUACGACGUCGCAGCUCCCUGAAUUCGUCACCCACCCGACCGAAACCCUGCGGGUCGCCGAUAGCGCACAGUGUUUUGGGAUGGUCAUUAACACCUUCGACGAUCUCGAGCGAGACUACAUUCUACAUGCCAAGAAAUACAGUGGCAUGAAGAUUUGGUGCCUCGGUCCCUUCUCUCUCUCGCAACCGGAGGUAGUGGCUUCCAACUGCUCCGACGAGCUCAUGCGAUGGCUAGAUUCAAAGAAACAGAGAUACUCGGUGCUCUACCUCUGUUUCGGAAGUCUCGGCCUACUCACCACCACCCAACUCCGGGAAAUCGCUCUCGGCCUACAGGCGUCCCUUGUUGACUUCGUCUGGGUGGUGCGCGACGCCGGAGACUCGGCAGAGUGGCUGCCCGAGGGUUUCAACGAGCGGGUGAUGAGUUCGGGAAAAGGAAUGAUUCUGAAAGAUUGGGUUCCGCAGCGUUUGAUCCUGAACAAUGAGGCGGUCGGGGGGUUCGUGACGCAUUGCGGGUGGAACUCGUGCCUAGAAGCGGUGGCUGCCGGCGUGCCGAUGGUGACGUGGCCUCUGCACUCGGAUCAGUUCCUGAACGAGAAGCUUCUCGUGGAGGAGUUGAGGAUCGGGGUGCCGGUGGGGGCGACCGUGUGCAGUCUCAAGGCUGAUGAGAGGAAUUUGGUGAAGGCAGAAGCGAUAAGGAAAGCGGUGGGAGAGGUGAUGGGGAGCGGGGAGGAGGUGCAGGCGAGGAGGGAGAGGGUGGCGACGCUGAGAGAAAUGGCGGCGAAGGCGGUUGUGGAAGGAGGAACGUCUUAUUCGGACAUGGACAAUCUGCUUGACGACUUGAUUAGCCUGAAAGCCGCAACCUCCCCUCCAAAUGAAAUCUGUGAGGAACAAGAGUUGUUGGCCUCUGCCGGAAUUGGUGUCCUAUCCAGUGGUGAACCCGAGCAACAAACCUCCAUGCCACAGAGAUCGCCGCAGCGUCGAGGAGGACUCCUUGCGCCGCUGCUCGACAAGGCGACGGCCGACGGAGCAGAGAGCAGUGGGCAAGGGAAAAUCUCGGUGGCUGUCACAGAAGAGAUCGCGACCGGCGCUAGGGUCCGGCUGUGA
Zingiber officinale is the source of this 1578-nucleotide messenger RNA. Its product is annotated as scopoletin glucosyltransferase-like. NCBI's taxonomy places the organism in Eukaryota, Viridiplantae, Streptophyta, Magnoliopsida, Zingiberales, Zingiberaceae. The record is from RefSeq and is a predicted model, not a curated record. Gene Ontology annotation, molecular function: UDP-glycosyltransferase activity. The coding region runs from base 1 to 1578 and encodes 525 amino acids. The transcript has 2 exons.